This is a messenger RNA of Leptinotarsa decemlineata (Colorado potato beetle), 2123 nucleotides long. Its product is annotated as fidgetin-like protein 1. Gene Ontology annotation, molecular function: ATP binding; ATP hydrolysis activity; microtubule severing ATPase activity. Lineage: Eukaryota; Metazoa; Arthropoda; Insecta; Coleoptera; Chrysomelidae. The record is from RefSeq and is a predicted model, not a curated record.
UGUGGAUUGAGGCAUCUAAUGUAGUGUACUGUAGUGGGGAGAUCAAGUCUGGCCAUGAGAGUUAUAACAAAUUUUCCUCCUAAUACACUGAUAUGGACUAUUUAUUCGUUUUCUCUGCUCAACUUCUUUUGUAGAUGGCUAAAUAAUCAGUCGACUUCUGUUCUGGUUUAAUAAGUAACUCUGUACUGCCCUGAACUGUCAAACAUCCUUUUGUGUGCAGUUUCUCGGGUGUAGGAAGCAGAACGAACCUAUAAUUUGAAUAUGGAUUGCCCGCGAAAAAAUGAUUCUAACCCCAGUAACAAAACAAACUUCGAAAUGAAUUUGUCUGCUUAUCAUCAAAUAUUAUUUCAAGAUGAUGAAAGAAAUAAGCACAAAUCUGCGGAAGUCAAAAGGAAAUGUAUUGUACAACUGUUGAAAGGUUCUUGCUCCAGCCUGGGUAAUUCUGAUAGUUGUUACUUAUUGGAUACUAAAUUGAAGGAAUUAUCAGAAAUAUUGGGAGAUCAGCCCAGUAUCUACGAAACGGAACUAAAUAGUUUGCUUACUGUUGAUCACUAUGGACCAAAUCAGUUUAAAUCAGGUCUAGGUGAAUUGAAUACUAAUACUUUAUUGAAAUGUCUCCCAUGUUCAAAAGAUACAAAUUACUGUAAGGCUUCUGAAACAUUUGAUUGUUAUGAAUAUCAAGAAUUUUUUGAAGAAUUCAAAAUUAAACCUAAAAUUGUUACGUCGCCCCAAACCAUCAUACCAAAGUCUUGGAAGUCUUUGCAAGAAAAUCAGGAUGCUCUGGGGGAAUCGCAAAUUAAAAAUUCCAGCUGUUCCACAAAUCCAAAAACAAAUAAAUUUAGUACUUCAUUCAAAACAGCUAGAGAUGAACUCCACCUACAAAAUGCUAAAAAAUAUGGAAGUUCUCAUCAGCAACAAAGUGUUUUGCAAGGGAAUGCUGUUCAGUUGAAAAGGAAGUUGGGGACUAGGAGGAAUAUUAACAGCAAAUUUGUUUCACCACUACUCUCAAAUAAUGGAAGCAAUGAAGAAGUCAAAAGCGAUGAAUGGCCUUCAGACACUGAUGAGCGUUUGAAAAAUAUAGAACCCAAAAUGGUUGAGUUAAUAAAAUCUGAAAUUAUGGAUUGUGGUCCAAACAUACACUGGAAUGAUAUUGCAGGAUUGGCAUUUGCAAAGGUAGCCAUUCAGGAAGCUGUUGUCUGGCCGCUGCUCAGACCAGACAUAUUCACAGGACUCCGGAGACCUCCAAAAGGAAUUUUGUUAUUUGGGCCUCCAGGAACAGGAAAGACUCUGAUAGGGAAAUGUGUUGCUUCUCAAAGUAAAUCAACCUUUUUUAGUAUUAGUGCAUCUUCCUUGACAUCUAAAUGGGUAGGUGAUGGAGAAAAAAUGGUGAGAGCCUUGUUCACAGUGGCUCGUGUACACCAACCUGCUGUUAUAUUCAUCGACGAAGUUGACUCUCUUCUUUCUCAAAGAAACGACUCUGAACAUGAAAGCUCCAGAAGAAUAAAAACAGAGUUUCUGGUGCAGUUAGAUGGUGCUACCACUGACAACGAUGAAAGAAUACUUGUCGUUGGUGCUACGAACAGACCCCAUGAAUUAGACGAGGCAGCCCGUAGACGUUUCGUCAAGAGAUUAUACAUUCCUCUACCUGAAUAUGAGGCUCGAUUACAACUCGUUAAGAAACUCAUUUCAAAUGAAAACCACCGUUUGUUAGAAGAAGACUUUCAGACAAUUGCUACACUUUCGGAGGGAUAUUCUGGUGCUGAUAUUCGAAACUUGUGUUCAGAAGCUUCUUUGGGACCCAUCAGAUCUAUAGAUAUGAAACUCAUUGAAGAGAUCCAAGCUGCCGAAGUACGACCUCUGCUCAAAGAGGAUUUUGAUAAAGCAUUGAUGAGGGUAAAGUCAAGUGUUUCCCCCAAAGAUUUGGAACAGUACACAACAUGGGAUAAAACUUAUGGAUCAGGUUUUUAGAUAACUUUAAAACUGAAGCCAUCUCGAUAAUUGGGAUUUAUUUUUUUCAUGAAUUUCAUAGAAUAUUUUUCCUUCAGUAUUCUGUAACUAUGUUUUCAAGAAAAACUUGAAUGGAUAUUAUUUAAAAAAAAAACAUAAUUAAUUGUCCCUUCCCC